GGAAAAGGCAUGGGCAAGGGGAAGGGAAAGAGCACAAGCCUGAUGCGGUGGGUGGAUCCCGCACUGAAGGUCUGGAUCGGCAACCUGGCUGAUAACACAUCUUGGAAGGAUCUGCAGACGCACAUGAACCAGGCUGGAGCGACGAAGUGGGUGGAAGUCUUCUCCGGCAGGGGCAAGGGUACAGGUGCAGCUGUCUACUCGACGGAAGAGGAGGUGGCCAAGGCGAUCGAGGAGCUGAACGGCAAGGAGUUCGGUGACCCACCGGUGGCCCUCGAGGUGGACGUGUGGGUGAAACAGGCCAGGGAGGACGGCGCCGCGGCCGAGCAGGGCGGCGCGGCCGAGCAGGGCGGCGCGCCCGCCGACGAGGGCGGCGCGGCCGAGGAGGAGGGCGCAGCGGCUGAGCCCGCCGCGGUGGAGGCGCCCGCGGAGUCGUGA
Molecule: messenger RNA, 435 nt
Organism: Prorocentrum cordatum
Lineage: Eukaryota; Dinophyceae; Prorocentrales; Prorocentraceae
Source: the annotation of a GenBank genome assembly